Messenger RNA from Trichoderma atroviride IMI 206040, 906 nucleotides. The record is from RefSeq and is a predicted model, not a curated record. Lineage: Eukaryota; Fungi; Ascomycota; Sordariomycetes; Hypocreales; Hypocreaceae.
GUCAUUCUUUUCAGCGUGGUUUUGUCAUUCGUUUUCAGCGUUGGCAUGUCACUCUUUUCAGUAUUUGGCGUGUCAUUCUUUUUCAGCGUUGGCGUGUCACUCUUUUCAGUAUUUGGAGUGUCAUUCUUUUUCAGCGUUGGCGUGUCACUCUUUUCAGUAUUUGGAGUGUCAUUCUUUUUCAGCGUUGGCGUGUUAUUCUUUGAGAUCGAGUUCCUCGAGGUCAAGGCCGAGAGUGUCUUUGAGAGACGCGUCUUUGCACAAGACUUCCCCAAGAGUUGGUGUGUUAUUUUUUGACACUGUUGUUUUGUUAUUCUUUUUCAGCGUUAGUGUGUUAUUCUUUGAGAUCGAGUUCCUUGAGGUCAAGGCCGAGAGUGUCUUUGGGAGACGCGUCUUUACACAAGACUUCCCCAAGAGUUGGUGUGUUAUUCUUUGACAGUGUUGGUGUGUUAUUUUUUUUUUUUUUGAUAGUGUGGUUUUAUUAAUUAUUCUUUGACAGCAUUAGUGUGUUAUUCUUUGACAACGUUGGUUGAUUCAACAUUCCUUUUACCAACAGCUUGUUGCUCCCUCCAGCGGCGGUUUGUUAUCCUUGACAGCAGUGGUUGGUUAUGGCCUUUUCCAGCGGUGGGUUGUCAUUCUCGACAACAGCAUUUGACUAACUAUUCUUUGCAGUGACGGUUCAAUGUUCCUUUCAGCGGUGGUUUGUCAUUCCCAAUAGCGGUAGUGAUUAUGGACUCUUCUCUCUCCUCAGCGGCGGUCUGUCAUUCUUGAUAACAGUGGUUUUCAUUUCAUUUAUUCUUGGGCAAACGCGUCAUUAAAAUCACCAGCAAAGCCGUUUUGGGCCUGUGAAUGUCACAAGCAUUGAAGCUCCCGCGGCUCUUGGAAGAUGGCUUCUCGAUUGGAAAGUUG